AUGGGACCAGGCAAGAACCAGGCAGCACAGGCCGACGUGGUAGAAGCCUCAUCAGCCCUCGCCUCAACUUGGAUCAUCGGACAAGCUGGGCUCGUAGCCAUAACCCUAGGCACCAUCAGUGAAUGGACAUGUGUUCGUAGUCGACAAGCUCAGGCAACCUACUCGCGUCAAGUCGUAGAGUCAACGCCCAGUGCUGUCGGUGAUUCCACCAUGGGGAUGAACACUGAUGGCGAGGAGAUGGGUCCGGGAUCAACAUUAACAGAUGGAGUCAAGGAUACUGAGAAACCUUGCGGGUUUGAACAAGGGAUUGAAAAUGAGAAGAGCCUUCCUCAAGAAUCUGAUGGUGACGUAGGAAUUCAAGAUCAGAAAACGGCCAAGGGAACCGGUAUACCGCUGAUCAAACCGCAGCAAAACAUGCCAUCACAACAUAUUUCAGUUGGUUUGAAUACUGAACCCAAAGAAGCACAUGGUGGAGGAUAUAGUAUUACUCUUACAUUACUGCGACCUGAUGCAGAUAUAGAGGACAUAAAUUCAGGGCUUUCACACGGCGCUCAUGAGUCCCACGAUACCGACGCAUCUGCUGAUGACAAGUGCGUCCUAAUGGAAGAAUCUUCCCUGCAGCCAGGAGAAAUCAUGGAAGUCUUAGAGACUGAUACGAACGAUGAUUGGGAUGCAAUGUAUAACACGCUACUGGAUGAAAUAACUGCCGAGAUGGUUGCUACAGCAAUCACCGAGUUGAAGGACCGCAAUGGCUCCUCGCUGCAAGCAAUAAAGAAGUAUAUCGCUACCAUCGCUGCAAGUGCAUUCACACUAGAGCUACCAUCCAACCCUGACAUAGACCAGGUGGAUGAGGAAGGAUACACACCGCUCUACACGGCAUCUUUAGAAGGCCACCUCGAAGGUGUUCAUGAUCUGAUUUCACGGGGAGCUAACCCAAAUAAACCAAGUAAGGGUGGGCGCAGUCCUCUUCAUGCAGCUGCUCAAGAAGGACAUGCACACAUCGUUGACUUCCUCAUCCUGCAGGGAGCGGACGUGAAUGUCGAAUGUGAACGGGGUAGGACACCUCUUCAUACAGCGGCUGCACAUGGUUAUGUUGACAUCCUAGAGAGCUUCAUUGCAGAAGGACAUGAUUUGAACCAAGAAGAUAACACCGGAUGGACAUCAUUCAAUGCAGCCGUUCAGGAGGGUCAUCUAAAAGCCGUGAAAUACCUCAUAACUGAAGGGGCGAAGCAGAACAGAUAUGCUGGUAUGACCCCACUCUAUGCCGCAGCAGAAUUCGGUCAUAUAGACCUUGUGAAAUUCUUCAUUUCCAAAGGAGCCGAUGUAAACGAGGAAAAUGAUACAGGACGGACUCCUCUCCACGGUGCAGUUGCUCGAAAUCACUUAGAAGUCAUGGAAUAUCUCAUUCAGCAAGGAUCUGAUGUGAACAAGAGUGAUGCUAAGGGUUGGACACCAUUCAAUGCUGCUGUUCAAAAUGGUCAUCUAGAAUCCGUCAAAUAUCUCAUGACUCAAGGGGCGAAGCAGAACAGAUAUGCUGGAAUGACCCCAUUGUAUGCUGCAGCAGUAUUUGGUCAUUUGGAUGUUGUCAGAAACUUAAUUUGGAAAGGAGCUGAUGUGAAUGAGGAAAAUGAAAAAGGAGAUAUUCCUCUCCUUGGUGCCGCUGCUAAAGGUCACCUUGGCGUAAUCGAAUAUCUCAUUCAGCAAGGGUCUGGUGUGAACAAGGAAAAUAACACUGGGUGGACGCCAUUCAACGCUGCAGUUCAAAAUGGCCAUCUAGAAGCCGUCAAAUAUCUCAUGACUGAAGGAGCGAAGCAGAACAGAUAUUCAGGUAUGACUCCACUCUAUGAGGCAGCACGAAUUGGUCAUUUAGACCUCGUCAAACUUUUCCUCAGUGAAGGAGCUGAUGUGAACGGAGAAGUUUACACAGGGAGAAUUCCUCUCCACGGUGCAGCUGCUCGAGGCCACGUGAAAGUCAUGGAAUAUCUCAUUCAGCAAGGAUCUGAUGUGGACAAGGCAGAUGCCGAUGGUUGGACUCCAUUCAAUGCUGCUGUUCGAAAAGGCCAUCUAGGAGCCGUCAAAUAUCUCAUGACUAAAGGAGCGAAGCAAACCAAAAGUGCUGGGAUGAUCCCAGUCUACAAUGCAGCAUAUUCCGGCCAUUUAGAUAUAGUAAAAUAUUUCGUAUCCAAAGGAACUGAUGUGAACGAAGAAAAUGAUGAUGAUGGAAUGACUCCUCUCCAUGGUGCAGCUGCCAGCGGUCGCAUGGCAGUCAUGGAAUAUCUAAUCGAGCAAGGAUCUGAUGUGAACAAGAAAGAUAACACUGGGUGGACACCUUUCAAUGCUGCUGUUCGAAAUGGCCAUCUAGAAGCCGUCAAAUAUCUCAUGACUAAAGGAGCGAAGCAAAACAGAUGUGAUGGGAUGACCCCAGUCUACAGUGCAGCAUAUUGUGGCCGUUUAGAUAUAGUACAAUUUUUCAUAUCCAAAGGAGCUGACGUGAACGAAGAAGAUGAUGAUGGAAUGACUCCUCUGCAUGGUGCAGCUGACAGCGGUCGCAUGAAAGUCAUGGAAUAUCUCAUUCAGCAAGGUUGUGAUGUCAACAAGAAAGAUUGCAAAGGUCGGACGCUAUUACAUGCUGCAGUCGAAAACGGUUAUUUGGAAGUUGUCAAAUUUCUUGUGGCGAAAGGAGCUAAGGGUACCACGUUUUACGGAUUGACCCCGCUGUACAUCGCAACACAAUAUGACCAUACCGAUGUGGUAAACUUCCUAAUCUCCAGUGGAUAUGAUGUGAACGAAAGAAAUGACAGCGGCAAGUCCCCUCUUCAUGCAGCAUGUUACAAUGGUAAUAUGGAUAUCGUGAAAUUUCUCAUUCGGCACAACGCUAAUGUCAAUGAACAAGAUCAUGAUGGAUGGACACCACUAGAAGCAGCUGCACAGGAAGGACACCACGACAUAGUCGAUUACCUCGCAUUGAAUGGAGCAGACAUCCACGUGAGGGACAUAGAUAACUUGACGCCGCUCCGAGCAGCAACAAACACAACCCAUCCACAUGCAAUAGAAGGUAUCUCACCUUCUAGGGGUGACCCGGAUGAGGAAGAAACAGAAGAUCCACGAUCUGGAGGCCACCAGAAUAUCAUCACAAGAGGAUAUGUGACAGUGACAAUGAAGGAUGGACAAACACAUUUAGAAUCUCAGGUAGACAUUGCAGAUGAGGGGUAUGACUGUAUUCAAGCUGAUAUUUUGGAGAGAGGAGCCGAUGAACCCUCCUUGAAGAGUCUCCCCACAAGGACCACUGAUGAUGAAAAGGGUGGCCAUAAAGAAUGCAAUCCUUUCAUUCAUGCUAAGCUGAAACUUCCUGACAAGGGUGAACAAGAUCCCAUGCUAGAUCAGAUGGAAGCAAUUAAGUGCACCGGGACAAUGGAAAGAGACACCACAACAAAUGGCACGGACUGUUCUUCCCCGCAUGCACCUCAUACAUGGCAAUACAGUGGAUUCGAUUCACCCUUUCUACAAACCAUGGAGACUGACGGUCAUCCUUCUGAUCAACCGGAAUCCAAAUGUUACUCACUAAUUGACGAAAACAAGGGUGAUUCCAAUAUGGGAGUAAACACUGAUGGCGAGGAGAUGGGUCCAGGAUCAUCAUCAACAGAUGGAGUCGAGCUCACUGAGAAAUCUGGCGAGUUUGAAAAAGAGGCUGAAGAUGAGAACCUUCCUCAAGACGCUGGAGGUGACGUAGGAAUUCAGGAACGGAAAAUGUAA
Messenger RNA from Strongylocentrotus purpuratus (purple sea urchin), 3753 nucleotides. RefSeq names its product ankyrin-3-like. The coding region runs from base 1 to 3753 and encodes 1250 amino acids. NCBI's taxonomy places the organism in Eukaryota, Metazoa, Echinodermata, Echinoidea, Camarodonta, Strongylocentrotidae. The transcript has 7 exons. Gene Ontology annotation, molecular function: DNA binding; protein binding. The record is from RefSeq and is a predicted model, not a curated record. Gene Ontology annotation, biological process: nucleosome assembly. Gene Ontology annotation, cellular component: nucleosome.